GUGGCGCGUGCUGCGCGCGUGGUUCCCCUGAGUGCAGUGGCAUUUGAUGGGUUGUCAUGUUUCUGCAGUUUUUAUUCAAAACCUGAAAAUCUCUUCACUGUUUGUUUCACGCAGGUUUGUUUCACUCACUCCUGCAGUGCGCGAUGCUUGGUGAGUAAACAGGAAAAUAUCAAGUCCAUCUCCGAGUGAAAUUAGAUUCAAAACGCUUAAUGAGUUAAAAAAGGAUCACUUUAUGUUUGGUGGCCGCUAUUGUGAUUUGCAGAGCAUCCACCCACACCACCCACCCUCUGUUUUCAGCCCCCACCUCCAUGCGUGAGGCGGUGGCAGGAGUGAGAUCCACCCUACAGGUACAGACUCCCCCCGGGCAGAAACUGCAUAAAAACGUCAUAUGCAAAACUAUUGUUGUCAAAAUCUAACAGCAGAUGUUAUUUGAAAGUAGCGUGGCUUGGGUGUGUGAUUGGAGUCUGCAUCUAUGUGGACACUGUUCCACACACGCAAGCCUGACCCCUAUGCCAGCAGUGCGUGUAUUGCAUCCUGCUGUUCCAAGUGUGUAUUUAUUUUAAAAUACGCAGCAUUAUAUAAAGCAUAUAAGACUGGGACAAAUUACAGACAAUAAAUUACAGACAAUAAAUUACAAUAUAACGACUGGAGAACCACAGCAGUAAAUUUGGCAGCCAAACAAAUCUCAACAAUAACCAGUUCAUACUGAUUAUUUGUUUUUAUGAAUAAACUAUUAUGUUUAAAACGCAGUUUGUUAUAUUUCAUAGUUAAAUUAAGAAAUAAACCAACACCAUAUUGCCCACAUUUUGUUUCCAGUCACGUCUAAGCAUUGCGUAAUUACGCACCAAGUAGCCAAUGCAAUAUUUUACAAACAAAACCACGAAUGACUCAAUCAACUAUAUAAAAUAACAAGUCCAAUGUAUAAAAGUAUGUGUUAUAAUAUGAGGUAAACUUAAGAGUUUGCAGAAUUGAUAUUUGGUGAAUGAGCAUUCGGUGCAUCCAAACUUUAAGCUUCUUUACGCACGCAUUUCUUCAGCUUUUUGACGCAUAUUUUGUUUAAUUUUGUGUAUGGAUCAUAACGCAGACACGCCCUGCAGCUAGGCUUGGAUUAAAGUAGAAGACAGAUGGUUAUCUUGCUAAAUGUGAUGCUUUUGUGUUGUUUUGAUCGAACUCGGAGACAGUCCAAAUCGUUUUGUUUCGGCUUGGGGGCGUACCCGUGACGCACGGAAACAGACGCCAAGGAUCUGGAUAAAUACCGCCGCUCUCGGCCGUUAGAGACACAUUUUCACUGAUUUCGGUUUUGAACACUUCUCUGACACAAAGACGACACUGAAAAUGUCUCCAAACAUGACCUGUGAAGCUCUCCAGUCUUUUUCUCCACGAAUGACUGUUGCCAAAAGGAAGGAGGCUCUUGAGCUCAGAAAGACUAUGAAACCGCUGAUGGAGAAAAGAAGGCGCGCUCGUAUCAACGACAGCCUGAACCACUUGAAAAACCUCAUCCUUCCCCUCACAGGCAGAGAUAAAACUCGCUACUCCAAGCUUGAGAAAGCAGACAUCCUGGAGAUGACUGUGAGGUUCCUCGGUGACAUUCCACCCGUUAACACCAAAAAUUCCGCAGAGAGCUACAGAGAAGGCUACAAAGCCUGCCUCCAGCGCGUCUCCUCCCUGCUUCCUAAAACCAGCCUGGACCAGGACGCGUGCCAGCGGGUCAACGACUUCGUGCAGCAGUCCAUGUCUGCCACAGUCACCCCAACCUGCCUGAACUGCUGCGCUCAGAGCUCCAGGACUUUCCCUCAGAUCCAUCAGAGACUCCUGAGCCUGAAAUCCAGCUUCAGCUCCAGACCGGAGCUCCAGUCCCGCUGCGGAGGAGGCGCAGUGGCUCCCAGCAGAGCGCAGUCAGGCCCGCAGCCCGUUAGCGCCGCGAUGUGGAGACCCUGGUAGACUUCAGUGGCUGCUGCUUACAAGAGCCGCGAAAAGACUGUAAUGUUUGAUAUGUAGAAAACAUAUUGAGAUAGCAUCACUUGUAAAUAUGAACAGUGAUUUACUGAGUUGUUUUCGUCGAUGAAAACCCGGAUUUCGUCCUGAUUACGCAUCGAGUAUUAUAUACUCCGGUUUUGCGCACGAGUCUUUUGUCCUGUAAAAGAUGGCAAGUUUAGACUUUCGUAUUUUUUUAAAUCUGCAUGUAUGUAUACGGUUAAUAUAUUUAGUCCUCUCCGUGGGCUAAGUGAUUAAGGGCCAUUAAAACAGCCCUGUAAGACCCAAGGGGUCAUCGUUUGUAUGAAUUUGCACAAUAGACAUCAGAGUCCUGAGUCUGUGCAGAUAAACGUCGUAGACAUCAAAUGUCUCAGGAAGUAUCUCUGUUGGGAUGUGUGUUAUUUUUGCUAUUUACAGCAAAUAUUGUAUAUAUGUUUUAUACACAAAUAAAACUGCGUUGUCGUGGUUA
This is a messenger RNA of Amphiprion ocellaris (clown anemonefish), 2443 nucleotides long. Its product is annotated as transcription factor HES-2-like. The record is from RefSeq and is a predicted model, not a curated record. Lineage: Eukaryota; Metazoa; Chordata; Actinopteri; Pomacentridae. The transcript is spliced from 4 exons. Bases 1336 to 1941 code for a protein of 201 amino acids. Gene Ontology annotation, molecular function: RNA polymerase II cis-regulatory region sequence-specific DNA binding; protein dimerization activity; DNA-binding transcription factor activity, RNA polymerase II-specific. Gene Ontology annotation, cellular component: nucleus. Gene Ontology annotation, biological process: regulation of neurogenesis; anterior/posterior pattern specification; regulation of transcription by RNA polymerase II.